AUGGCCGACGCACUCUGCGGGCCAUCGAACCCGCUUCAGAACCUGCAAAAACACACGCAGGUAGAUCGGACACUCCAGCAAGAUCGUCUCGUCGGUAACAGACAGUCGCCUGCUCAGGGUUUCCGUACCGCCGACCCCCGAGCUGGAGCCCUCGACGCCGACUUCCACGCCUUUGAGAAGUCAGCCCCGAACCCCUUCCAAUUUCACCAGCCCGAGAUCUUCCAGCCUCAAUACCACGUCCCAUCUGCGCCGGGAGCAUGGGCCGCAGACUUCCAACGACUCUCCCUUGGCAACCAGUCGCCCGUGCCGGCGCAACAAUUUCGCAUCGAAGCUCCGUUGAUCAAGUCCACCCCACUGGGUGGGUGGCAAAAUGAAUUCAUGCGCCAGCGGUCGAGCGCGAGCACACCUGUCUCCCAGGGGAAGCAAGCGGUGCGGGACCUUCCGCAGAUGAGCAGCAACUCGUUCCAGCCCUCGCUCAUGAACUAUGCCCAAGCUCCGUACCAAUCAUAUACAGGCGGCGGCUUCCAGCAGCAGGAGCCGCAGAUGCAGCAUCCAGGCAUGGCACAAGAGCUACAAAUGUCGGACGUGGACUUUGAGGCCGCGUUUGCCGAUGCGCUCGCCCACGCGCAGGAAAUGGACCAGGACCGGGCCCAGCAGAUCGAGGCCCAAUUUCAUACAGACCCUACAGAUGCCCACCAACCAGCCCAGGGAGAGACGAUAAAGAUCGGGAGCGACGCGCUCCACUACGUCGAGAGGCACGAACGUACCGCCGAGCCGAACGCACGCGACGCCGACGAACUGGCCCGCACGGCAGGUGAGCUGUUGAACAGCGUGUCACAUGACACGAGCGAGAAGUUCCAAAACAGUCAGUUCCUGCAGCUGAUGCGCAAGAUCCGCGACCGCGAGGUCGAGGUCCAGAAUGAUGACCUGCAGGAGACAUCGACAGGGCGGCCCACGUCAGAGACCCUGCGCGUCGAGCACCCUCGACAGGCUCCUGUUCAACCAGCAGCAGCAUCGACGGGGAUGGGUCCAGAAACGGAUACGACGUCGCACUUUGAAUUUCCCGACAUGGACGCCGUCUAUGCUCCCACGAAUAGUGACGACAUGUGGACCGAGAGCGACGGCGCAUUUGGCUCGCAAACCCAGGAUGGGUAUGUCGCGACUGCGUUAGACCCCAGGGCACAGCAGUCUCAAUACAUGUCGUACGGGUUCGACGACGACCAGUACCCGCACACGCAGAUGGAGGCCCUGCACCCGGGUGGGAAGUACUAUCCCGACCAGAGUCCGCAGCUACAAAAGGCGGGCGUCGCCGGGACCGGCUCUUCCGAAGUCGAGAUGAGCGGCGCCGUUCCCCCCGUUACCGGCGGUGGCAGCAUCGUCGAGGAUGGGGCCAUGCUAGAAAAGCGCAUCUCCGCCAGUGACUUCGAAUACGUCGAUCAAAGUGCCGGGUUGGCGCGGCGGUUUGCGAGACAGGAAAUGAGUUUCUAA
This is a messenger RNA of Cladophialophora yegresii CBS 114405, 1488 nucleotides long. RefSeq lists its product as uncharacterized. Bases 1 to 1488 code for a protein of 495 amino acids. The transcript is spliced from 2 exons. The record is from RefSeq and is a predicted model, not a curated record. Gene Ontology annotation, biological process: protein import into peroxisome matrix, docking. NCBI's taxonomy places the organism in Eukaryota, Fungi, Ascomycota, Eurotiomycetes, Chaetothyriales, Herpotrichiellaceae. Gene Ontology annotation, cellular component: cytosol; peroxisomal membrane.